AUGAAUCGAUUACCACAAUUUACAAGACAGUUUUCACUUUCUUUUAGAAGGUUUAACAAUGUCUUUGGAGAAAUCACUCAAAUCAAAGAAACGCCAGUGAUACCAGAAACAGAAACAGAAGUCGAAACCAAAGAUUUAUCACCAAAAGAUGAUAAGAAUUUACAAGAAUUUUACCUCAAUGAAGUGAAAGCUAAAGCCAUUACUGAAGAUAAAUUCAUUACUCCAUUGAAACGUGAAUUAUAUAAUUUAAAUGUUAAACAAAAUGGAUUCUUCAAGAACAAUCAAAUAAUAAACCAUCAAAAUAAAAACUAUAAAGUAUCAUUAACUGAAAAGGAGAUUGAAUUGUUAGAACCAACUAUCUUCUUACAAUCAGGAAGAAUUAAAUCAUCAAUGAAGAAAGCCACUGUCGUCAAUAGAUUUGUUAGAGGGUUUAAUGUCAAAACAGCUAUCAAUCAAUUACAUUUCAACCCAAAAAAGAUGUCAACUGAAUUAGAAAAAUUAUUAAAAACUGGUUUAGAACAUGCUAAAGUCAAAGGUAUUCAUGAAGAUAAAUUAUACAUUCAACAAUUAUGGGUAGGAUCCGACGGGGAAUGGAGGAAAAGAUUAGAUCCUAAAGGUAGAGGUAGAAUGGGGAUCAUAAAUCAUAAAUAUAUCCAUUUAAAAUGUAUUUUAAAAUCCACAGAAACCAAAAGAAGAUUAGAAUGGGAAAAUUCAUUAAAGGAUCAAGCAAAGAAACCAAAAACUGGAUUAAUUAAUCAACCUUUAAAUUUCAGAAAUGUUCCUUUUUAUAAAUGGUAA
Messenger RNA from Yamadazyma jaroonii, 798 nucleotides. Lineage: Eukaryota; Fungi; Ascomycota; Pichiomycetes; Serinales; Debaryomycetaceae. The record is from the annotation of a GenBank genome assembly.